Paramuricea clavata is the source of this 195-nucleotide messenger RNA. NCBI's taxonomy places the organism in Eukaryota, Metazoa, Cnidaria, Anthozoa, Malacalcyonacea, Plexauridae. The record is from the annotation of a GenBank genome assembly.
AUGGACGGUCUAAAACGCGCAAGGAUAAAACGUGGCGCUCAACGUGCACAAGCAACUAAAAUUUGGAACGAAGCUGAACUACUCAUAAACGGUGAAACGAACGAAGUUAAUAUUGAGAAACUACGGGUCAUUCUGGCAACGUACGACGCGAAAUCGAAUUACUUCGAAAGUUGGAUGAAACUGUAUCAGAUCUAA